AAAUGGAUACUGCGAAUAUUAAAGUAAAAGCGGAGCCUGAGGAAGUCACUCUCGAUUAUACUAUUGUCAAGGAUGAAUACACGAUACAGGAUGUCCACAAAGGCCAAGAAUUCUCUGCAGAAGUGAAGAAGGAACCAGCUGAGAAUCCUGUGACAGUCACAGCAGUGUCGAAGCAGAAGCACAAAUGUCUCGUGUGUGGCAAGGAUUUCGACACGGCGAGGCAUCUGCAGUGGCAUCGCGCUGAGCAUCCGAAUCUCAGGCUGAAGCCUUCUGCGGACGCAUUUGUCUGCGAAGUGGAGAAUUGCGGGAAGGUUUUCGCGAAGCAGAAGUUGCUUCAGUCCCACGUGAAGCGACACAAUCCGGACAAGAAGUUCCAGUGCGAGAUUUGCGGGAAGAGGUUCAGUGAGAAGGGCCACAGGAAUACUCACGUGAUGUUCGUCCACAAGCAGGAGGAGGAGAAGAUGCAGGGCAGGAAGCGCACUUGCGAUCAGUGUGGCAAGGUGUUCUGGCGCAAAGACUACUUCAUGCGCCACAUGAGCACGCACAGCGACGCCCGCGAUUUCAAGUGUCCGCAGUGCUCGAUGGCGUUCAAGCUCAAGUUAACGCUCAAGGCUCACAUGAAGAACCACAGACAGGACUCGCCAUUGUCUUGUGACUUGUGCGGCAAAGGAUUCAAGCAAGGCUUUCGUCUCACCGCUCAUCUCUCCUCCCACCAGAGAUUGACUUGCCAGUAUUGCGGAGAAAAAUGCAGCACAUGGCGAAUGAAACGCCAGCACAUCACUCUGCGCCACAAAGGACUUCCGCGGGAUAUCACGAGUGGCCCUCAAACGUGUCCCUUCUGCAAGAUCGUCCUGGACGAUCUGGAGGCGCUGAAGCAACACGUGCCAAUUCACGAGCACGAAGUGGAGGACGGACUUCUGCAGUGUGACAACUGCGGAUGGAAGUGCAAGGAGAAAGGAGAGAUGCUGGUUCACAUGCGAGGGCAUUUCACAUCGAAAACGUCCGGAAGUGCGUCUAAAAGCGCGCCUUUUACUUGCAUGAAAUGCGGCAAGAUUUGCAAGAAUAGGACCAAAUUUGCUCGUCAUCAAGCUGCGCAUAGUGACGAAAAGCCGUUCAAUUGUGAUUUCUGCUACAGAGCGUUCAAGCUAAAGGACAGAUUGACGCACCAUCUGAGGAAUUAUCACAACAUAAGGAAGGAAGUUCUAGAGAUUCUCAAGUCAUAAAUUGUUUCAUGAUCGGAAAGAAUAGCAAAAUUGAUUUAAAAAAAAACCAUUAAGUUUCAUCCUUCAGACGAUGAAAUUUAUUGAAAAUGUCUAGGAAACAAUAAAACACUCAAAAUUCACCUACAAACUCAAUUUGUUUUGUCCUUUUGCCUUGUAGUUUAGUCAUGAAUAAAUCUACACUUUUCCCGACUCUUGGACAAUCCCAAUAAUAAAAGUUUAAGAAGUGUGUAACAAAAAAGGCCUCUUUCGCGGAAAUGUCUAGCCACGCCCACUCGCAUGCCCCGCCCACUUGAAUGACGCGCCAUCUGCCUCUGAGAAGCUUCACGGCGUGACACAGAAAAAAAAAACACCAGAGCAAAGGAAAAUCGAGGAGAUGUAAUUUCGAGAACAAGUCCUUUAAUAUCUCUUUGGUGGAUAUAUAGUUAAUGACUAUCACAAAAAAUGCUUCUUGUCAAGUAAAUUUGUUUUACAUUAAUAAGGAAAGAUAUAUUUCUCCUAUUGUGUUGUAAUUAAAAUAUGCAAUACAUUAUCAAAUCGUACACUCUCAUUAUUUUUUUUUCAUCAUCAUCUCAUUUUUUAUAAAUUAAAUUGUAAAAGAUUCUCAGGUUACCCUUACAUAAGUUCGAAAUAUACUUUUUAGAAAUAUACAAAAAUGUUAUAGUUCUUCUUUUAGAUGGUUAUUUACAUCCUUAAGAUCGGGCGGACAGUCCGAAAGAAAACACCAAUUGCAAUCGAUGGCACCAUUAACGAGAGAAAUCAUCGCCCACACGCACUCGCAACUGUCCUGGAGGCGCGCACGCACGCGCGUCUCGCGCGGAGAAGUGCGCUGCACAAUGAUUCAUUUACAAAUAGGGAAAACGUAAUCGCAAGAUGAAGACUUAACCAGCGGUAAUGAGUGAGAGUUGGUUUUCAAUUCAUUUAUUCUUCAGAAUCUUUAGAUUUCUUAUAAUUCUUAAGGGUGGAAUAUAGAGACACUAUAUGGUAGGUAGUGUUAUGAUAGGUCACUUUUCAACCUUCCUGCGGCCAAGAGCGCUCAAUUGCAGCAACGGUAGGUGGAUUGAUGGCACACGAGUGGUGCUCUUAUGGAAGUGUCAUGAGUGAAAAAUGUUCAACAAUCGAUUCUUGGAACCACUAUUGCUCUAUUUUUUUUUUAAUCGAAUCUCUUUCUCUCUCGCGCGCUCGUCUUCACACGCUCGCAGGAAGGUUAAUUAGUAUUUUUUUUUUCUUUAAGUGAGAACCAAUCAAUUACAUAAUUUCAUAGAACGCCAGCGGAAUUCAGAAUAGAGUCGCGCAGGAUAUUGCUGUUCAUGUUUACAAGUGUUGUCCGUGGUUUGAACUAUGGAGAAAUGCCCUUCACUUUGAGCAACACAUACCUUAUCUACUGAUAUGAGUUUUCCUUGCGCAAAACAAUGCAUAAAAAACGAGUAAAACACAAUUACUACUUAUAUCUUCUAAUCGUGAAAUUCCACGUGACUCUAUUCUGCGUUCCGCACUCAAAUUCAUAAUCAUUUUUCAUCAUCAGCAAUUACAUAGGGUCUUUUUCAUUACAAUCUCUCUCUCUCUCUCUUCCUCUCGCUCCUCUUCUGCUCAAUAGUCAUUUCUCUUUUAUUAUCUCUUUCAAUCAAGUUCAAGGAUAAAACUCUUAAGAUAGUCUUUUAGUAUUUUCUUCCUCUUUUAGUUCUUAGCAAUGUGCUAACUCUUCAAGUAUAUCAUCCUUCUUCAGCUCCACAAUCAUCGUGUGUGAGUUGUCAAAUUUGCCAAAGCACUCCUUAAAACUAAAUAUCCUUGUGCCUCUUUCCCAUUUAAACUAACAUCUAAUUAAAUUAGUAUUGCCAUUCCCUGAGACAAAUUAUAAAACAUGGUAAAAAAAGAUUCACCGUGAUGUUGUCCACGCAAGAGAUUGCAGCGAAUCGUCCUUUGAUAAGGACUCAUCAGUCAACAUAAGAGACCAGAAACACCAAUAAACGAAAACCCUUUUCUCAAAACUAUCCAUACAAAAAGAGAUAUUAUAGAUAAGCACCCACUUUUGUUAGCUUAUGCGGAACUGAGAUUUCAGACGUCAACUCCAAACUGUGAAAACACUCGAAUUGGAAAUGGAAAGAAUCGCUUAAAAUCACAAACUUCUGUCCAAAAUCCAACGGAUCUGACGGAGUAGAGUGAGAUGAAAAUAGCAUCUAAGAUCUUGACAUUAAAAUUAUAGUAUACAGAAUGAUUAGCAUGAAUUUUACAUCCUUAUCCUUAAGGAAGAAUUGACCUUUUGGAAAUAUGAGUUGCAGAUUAUUUGUACAUUUCGCAGAUUUAUCACUUCAUCAGAUCUACAAGAGCAUGAGAUAAACAAAUUUCCUCAUUUCUGGCAUUCAGCUGAUGUUCUGACAAUCAUGUCUCUUAUUUACAUUCUCGUAUUUUGUCAUGUAAUUGCGGAAGCAAUCAUAAGACUUUUUCCCGAUUUCUGUCUAUUUUUCCCGUGUUAUUUUCUUUGAGAUCUGACGAAGUAUUAAUCCACUUAUUUGUCAAAUCAAAACCCAGACUUUAGAGCGAAUUCCAUUCCUUCAAUUCGACAAAUCACAGCACAGAGUUGUGAUGUGAAAUCGUAGCGCCUCAAAACCAAACUGAAAUCACACUAAAUAAGUCAUUUUGUACAAUGAUUGAAGGGAUAUUUCGCUUUAAGGAGUGCAACCAGAAAACAUCCUCGGAAGUUUAGCAUGUUAUAUUAUUAUCCCAUUUUUUUCACUUUCUCUCUCUCUGUGAGGAAAUAAAUUUGUCUUCUCGUCAUAAUCUGAUGUUGGUCAAAGUUUUUUUUCAAUAUUUUCACUUAUCUAAUAAAGAUAGUCAUCUAUUUUGAAAGGUAUAUUUAAAGGUAAUUUGUUUUUUUUUUGUUUGAAAAAGAGAUUUUAUGUUUAUAAAAUCAUAUAUGUAUAUAUAUAUACUUCUUUCAAUUGGUUUUCACAUUUAUAUAUCUUACUAUAUAAUUUAUAUGCUUAUUAGAAAGGCUUUUCACAAAAUGAAAAAAGAAAACAACAAUCAGAAAAAUCUAUAUUUAAUAUUAC
Messenger RNA from Phlebotomus argentipes, 4270 nucleotides. RefSeq names its product gastrula zinc finger protein XlCGF57.1-like. The record is from RefSeq and is a predicted model, not a curated record. NCBI's taxonomy places the organism in Eukaryota, Metazoa, Arthropoda, Insecta, Diptera, Psychodidae. Gene Ontology annotation, biological process: regulation of transcription by RNA polymerase II. Gene Ontology annotation, molecular function: DNA-binding transcription factor activity; RNA polymerase II cis-regulatory region sequence-specific DNA binding. The coding region runs from base 3 to 1223 and encodes 406 amino acids. The transcript is spliced from 4 exons.